CCUAGCGUGAGAUCGAUAGAUGUUGAAGCAGCGCUAGAGACGACGACGAGAAAAAGCCGCGACUUACGUUCGGCGCCCCUGAGCCAACAACACGUGCGUCUUCUACCUCCCCUGCCACCACCACCGCAAUCACCGCAAUCGUCGACGACACCAGCGUCACACCUCAAGCCUCCCGCCGGUCCUUCGAGCGUAGCGACACAACCUCAACGGCAGCAGCGACAACAGCAACAGCAACAUCAGCAGUUAAAACUUCAACAGCAGAAAGAUUCGUCGAAACACGAGGAGCAGUCACUGCUGACAGGUAGUCGUAUAGGCGAGGAGAGAGGGGAAAAGGAAAAAUCGAACCUUCAAAGCGAAGGGGAAGGAGGAAAGAGAGCAUUCACGCCAUUUUUGUUCUCAUUAGAGACUUCUUGUACAGCAGAUUUGCCUGAACAAACUAACCAACUGCACACGUGCGCACAAACAUGUGACCGAGAGCCUCCUAUCCUCCAUACAGAUCAGUCUCAGUCACUUCUCAGAACCGACAGCAACACAAGAAAUGUUAAAGACAAUAGCGAAGGUCGGCAGGCGUGGAGGAGUGAGGACUUACUAACCACAUCUGGUGGAAACUCUUCUGACCACCAUGAACGUCUCGUCAACAAAAGUGGCGGUGGUCUCGCUUCCUGUCACGUGCCGGGAUCCGAACCCCAGCUCUCUGGUGCACGGUCCCUCUCACCGCGCUACCGCAAAAAGUGCCGACGUCAGAGGCGUGUAGAGUCGCCACCUGACGAAGAUCACGAUUUGGGUCUGAGAGUACCCGGAGAUCUCAGUGAUUCCUGCCCGGAGGUCUUCGCCAAAGGAAAGCAGCAAAACUGUGUCUUCCAUAUAGGGGAUUCCCCGCUCCCUAUUCGAAUUCCCGGAGUGAAUAGUGCUCGUGUUGGGAACCCUGUUACUGUCAGCUCGUGUAAACAAAACGGAGUACCAAGUAGUCUAUGGCUAAGUGGAGGUGCACCAUCUCUGGUAAAGUGUGAUAAGGAUUCUGAAGCUGUCGACGAUCAUAGUAGCAACACCAAUUGCAAUAGUAAAAACAACAACAGCAGCAACAGUAGCAGCAGCAACAGCAUCAACAGUAGCAGCAGCAACAAGCAAACUAGAGUAAGUGGUGGUAGUCACAGCUACCGCAAAGGGAAGGUCGCAGGUAAGACAAAUCUUAUCAGUAACUACGCCAGUAAAUCUCUCACACACAUCGGUGAAUUAGAGACUCAAAAUAAAGUACUCUUUGCUUCUGCGCGGAAAAUACAGAAACAUCAGCAACAACAACAAAAGAAAGACAAUCAACAACAACAACAACAACAACAACAACAACAACAACAACAACAACAGCAGCAGCAGCAAAGUCACCACCACCACCACAACGACAGCGAUAGCGACACCAACAACGCCCACCAACGACAAAGACAACAACAUCAGCCCCACGAUAACAGGGAGGGACAAAGAGAUAACGGCCACGAUGAGGCGGUGGUGUCGGCGGGCAGCCCUUCUCGGCCACCCCCACCGCCCCAAACACCCCCAACAUCAGCAGCAGCAGCAGCAGCAGCAGCAGCAACAGAUUGCGGUCAGAGUAAACCUACCGGGCGGCGUCUGGUCCGUCGCGGGAUUGGAAUGUUCCCUAGCUCCAAUUGGAGACGACUAAGGAACACACUCAAAGCUGCCAAUGAGAUGCAAGGUCCGAAGAAGCCCAAACAUCCGCUCACCAGGGAAGAUUCCUUUCUGCGGAAAUUCUCCACAAGAAACCAUCAGGUGCAGAACAGUUCUGCCUCCACUGACGAAGACACAGGCCGGGAACAUCUACAGCGGGAAAAACACGAGGGCCGAUUCGUCAUCCAGCACGAUGGAAACUUUAUGUUCUACUGGUUGGGGAUCGUCACAAUCUCGGUCAUGUACAACUUGUGGACUUGUAUCGCCCGCCAGGCGUUCACAGAGAUACAGCAGAGCUGCCCUGCCUGCUGGUUCUCCUUCGAUGCCCUAUUCGAUCUCAUCUACAUCUGCGACAUCAUCGUCCGGUUCCGCACUGGGUACCUGGACCAAGGCCUCAUGGUGUAUGAUUCGGAGAAACUGAGACAGCGCUACACGAGCUCCCGAGUUAUCUACAUCGACUUUAUCUGCCUCACACCAUUGGAUUUCCUGCAAUUUCACAUCGGAAUGCACCCGAUGAUCCGAUUCCCGCGGUUCUUGAAGAUCUACCGGACGUUCCGGUUCGUGCACAUGCUCGAGUCUCGAACCGCUUAUCCGAAUCUUAUUCGGGUGGUUAAUUUGACGCACAUAUUGUUUCUGGGUGCACAUUGGUUCGCCGCGUUUUAUUACAUGAUCAGCGAGGCGGAAGGAUUCACUGGGGAGUGGGCGUAUCCCAAACCGGUGGGGGAGUUUGCUGACGUGAACCGGAAGUACUUGCGCUCGCUCUUCUGGUCGACCUUGACUUUAACGACUAUUGGUGACCUUCCACCCCCCGACAACACGAGCGAGU
Aplysia californica (California sea hare) is the source of this 2503-nucleotide messenger RNA. RefSeq lists its product as uncharacterized. NCBI's taxonomy places the organism in Eukaryota, Metazoa, Mollusca, Gastropoda, Aplysiida, Aplysiidae. Gene Ontology annotation, cellular component: membrane. Gene Ontology annotation, molecular function: monoatomic ion channel activity; protein-containing complex binding. The record is from RefSeq and is a predicted model, not a curated record. Gene Ontology annotation, biological process: monoatomic ion transport; transmembrane transport.